AUGUCGAACGGGGACCCCAAGUACGGCGACAUUGACUCCGAGUCUGACUCUGGCGACUCCGUCGACCAGCAUCACGAGGUUGGCGACGGCUUCGAGGAGAAGCCCCUCAAGUCUGCGCUCAAGAAGCCCGCACUCGCCGCCGAGCCCGCCGUGCAGAGACCCCCGCUGCCGCCGCAGACCGAUCCCAAAGACCUCGACGUUUCCAGCCUCUCGCCUCUGACUCCUGAGAUUAUUGCGCGUCAAGCCACCAUCAACAUCGGUACUAUCGGUCAUGUCGCCCACGGAAAGUCCACCGUGGUCAAGGCCAUCUCCGGCGUCCAAACCGUUCGUUUCAAGAACGAGCUGAUUCGAAAUAUUACCAUCAAGCUGGGCUACGCCAAUGCCAAGAUUUACAAGUGUGACAACCUCGAGUGCUCUCGGCCAGGAUGUUACCGAAGCUACAAGAGCGAAAAGGAGGUCGAUCCUCCUUGCGAGCGGGAUGGAUGCAGUGGUACCUACAGAUUGCUGAGACACGUCUCAUUCGUCGACUGCCCGGGUCACGAUAUUCUGAUGAGCACCAUGUUGUCAGGCGCCGCCGUCAUGGACGCGGCCCUUCUUCUGAUUGCGGGCAACGAAUCUUGUCCCCAGCCACAGACCUCGGAGCACUUGGCUGCCAUUGAGAUUAUGAAACUCGACAAGAUCAUUAUCCUGCAAAACAAGGUCGAUCUGAUGAGAGAAGAAGCCGCCCAGCAGCAGUACGAAUCCAUCCUCAAAUUCAUCCGAGGAACUGUUGCUGGCAAGUCACCCGUCAUCCCCAUCUCCGCCCAGCUCAAGUUCAACAUCGAUGCCGUCAACGAGGCUAUUGUCAACACCAUCCCCGUUCCUCCUAGAGACUUCACCAUGGACCCCCACAUGAUUGUCAUUCGAUCAUUCGACGUCAACAAGCCUGGUGCCGAGAUUGACGACCUCAAGGGUGGUGUCGCCGGGGGUUCCAUCCUGCACGGUGUCAUCAAGCUGGGCGACGAGAUCGAAAUACGACCGGGUAUCGUGUCCCGCGAUGAUGGCGGUGCCCUCAAGUGCACGCCCAUCUUCUCCCGAGUCGUCUCACUCAACUCCGAGGCCAACGACCUCAAGUACGCCGUUCCCGGCGGUCUCAUUGGUGUCGGCACCCGCAUCGACCCUACCCUCUGCCGAGCUGACCGUCUCGUCGGUUUCGUCCUCGGCCUCAAAGGCAGACUCCCCGAGAUCUACAGUGAAAUCGAGGUCAACUUCUACCUACUCCGCCGUCUGCUCGGUGUUCGGACCGCCGACGGCAAGCAGGCCAAGGUCGCCAAACUGACCCAAAACGAGUUCAUCAUGGUCAACAUUGGCUCCACCUCCACAGGUGCCAAGGUCGCUGCCAUCAAGAACGACGCCGCCAAGCUUGUCCUCGUCAGCCCUGCUUGCACCAACAUUGGCGAAAAGGUCGCGCUCAGCCGACGUAUCGAGAAGCACUGGCGUCUCAUCGGAUGGGCUACUAUUACUGCUGGUGUCACUCUGGAACCUAGCACAUCCUAA
This is a messenger RNA of Metarhizium album ARSEF 1941, 1536 nucleotides long. RefSeq names its product eukaryotic translation initiation factor 2 gamma subunit. NCBI's taxonomy places the organism in Eukaryota, Fungi, Ascomycota, Sordariomycetes, Hypocreales, Clavicipitaceae. The coding region runs from base 1 to 1536 and encodes 511 amino acids. Gene Ontology annotation, biological process: positive regulation of translational fidelity; formation of translation preinitiation complex. Gene Ontology annotation, cellular component: eukaryotic translation initiation factor 2 complex; cytosol. The transcript has 3 exons. Gene Ontology annotation, molecular function: GTP binding; GTPase activity; translation initiation factor activity. The record is from RefSeq and is a predicted model, not a curated record.